Paracoccidioides lutzii Pb01 is the source of this 444-nucleotide messenger RNA. RefSeq lists its product as hypothetical. The coding region runs from base 1 to 444 and encodes 147 amino acids. The transcript has a single exon. The record is from RefSeq and is a predicted model, not a curated record.
AUGGCUGACAUGUUGGCAAAGAUUUUGGCAUCGAUCUUGGAUGGAUGUGCUCUCUACUCCAAAGUCUCCUUCCUGCCUCCGUCACUCACUUACAUCAAAGGCAUUAAAUUCAUUUCUGGGGUAUGUAUGCCCUGCCAAAGGCAUGCUGUUAGCAAUUUACGGAAUCAUUCGAAGAGGAUGGACAUACAAUGGAUCGCAUUUCUCUCAGGCCAAAACUGUGAUGAGAGCUUUAGACCUGGUACUUGGGCGCACAAAUUACUCCAAAUGAGCGUGAAAUCUUUGCAGAAGAUUGCAGAUAUGAACAACCUGCCAACAGAAGCACUAGCUCCCGCAAUAUCUCAAUUCUGCUCAAAAGCAAUAAAUCCUUUCGUAAACUCGAAACUGAAUAUGCUGACUACUGUUAACCAGAUCAUGAUAUCUUCAACUGUGGAAAGAGUGGAUUGA